Messenger RNA from Cheilinus undulatus (humphead wrasse), 1655 nucleotides. It is a transcript of the gene hspb7, whose product is annotated as heat shock protein family, member 7 (cardiovascular). The transcript is spliced from 3 exons. Gene Ontology annotation, biological process: heart development. Gene Ontology annotation, cellular component: cytoplasm; nucleus. Bases 169 to 666 code for a protein of 165 amino acids. The record is from RefSeq and is a predicted model, not a curated record. Lineage: Eukaryota; Metazoa; Chordata; Actinopteri; Labriformes; Labridae.
GGUUACAAGUGGUAUUACAUAAGACGAACAAGAACAGAGAGAGAUAAAGGAAGACAGAAGAUUUGUGCUUGUUUCCUAUAUUUUAGCCUCUGGAAGACUCCCAGAGUUGCCUAAAGAAGAAGAAAAUUCCUCUCUUCCCUCCUUCUCUCCCAGAACUCUCUGCCAUCCAUGAGUGUGACCAACUCCUCUGCCUAUCGAUCGGAGCGUAGUUUCCACCAGACUUCUUCAUCUUCCUCCUCUUCCUCCUCCUCCUCCUCCUCCUCGUCCUCUGGUAACCCAUACAUGGAGAAGAGCCGAGGACUGUUCGCCGAGGACUUUGGCUCCUUCAUGAGGCCAGGGAGCGACGCCUUGGGGUUUUCCAGUGGAGCUGGAAAUAUCAAGACUCUUGGAGAUUCCUAUCAGUUCACAGUAGAUGUGAGAGACUUCUCCCCUGAAGAUGUCAUCGUCACCACGUCCAACAACCAGAUCGAGGUUCAUGCAGAGAAGCUGGCCACGGAUGGAUCAGUGAUGAACACUUUCACACACAAGUGCCAACUACCUGAAGAUGUGGACCCCACCUCAGUGACGUCAUCACUUGGCGCCGAGGGGACCCUGACAGUCAAGGCCCGGCGACACCCGCCCAAACACGAGCUCGUACAGACCUUCCGCACCGAGAUCAAGAUCUAGAGAGGGACCCACAUCCACAUCACAAAACCCUUUAUUUUUGUGUUUUUAAAGCAACUUUCUGUUCUUCCUGUCUCCACUUUAACCAUUCAGCUGUUAACACUCACAGAGUUAGCACUGUUCUGUAUAGAUUAAGUCAUGUACUCGCUCUCUGACAGCAAGAAUGCCUGUUUCUGCUUGUUUAUUAUGAGUUAAUUCACAUUACAGAGCUUCACAAAGGUACAGAUGUAUCUUUAAAUGGACAGCAUGCCCCUUAUCUUCUAUGAUCAUACAAAAAUAAAGCCAAAUUACCCUCAUGAUGGGUGCUGCUGACAUACUGCACUCGUGGCAAGAUAUGUACAGAAGGGAUCUGGAUGAUGCUACACCCUAUCCACCAAUCAAAACACACAUUUAUCUCACUAAAAAUUCCCGAGAAAUCCCUCUGAUUGGUGCAGUCUAUCACAGAACAGAUUCUUGUGUCAGUCUAAAAGAGACACUCACAUUUAUGGUUUGUUGCAUUUUCCCCUGCCAUUCCCUCACAGAGAUGUCAGUCGUAAUCUUAAAUCUGCUCUUUCUAAACAUAAAAUAACUGAUUAAAACGAAACUACUCAGAAAAAAUGUUUGGACUUAAAAAAGCAUUCUAAUAACUAAUCAUAACAGCAGAAUCCAAACUAAGAAAAAUACUAUUUGGCAUGUAUUUUAGGUUAAGUUUGACCCAUGUCCCAUAUGCUAUCAUUUAGGAGGCUAAGUUUACAACUGAAGCCAGUCAGAAGAAGUAGCUCUAUAUUUGGCUUCACUCCCCGCCAGCUGUUGUGACAUCCAUCUCAGUAUACGGUCUUUGAUCAGAGAAAGUUGGACAUGUACGAGCACUUGAAAUUAAUCAGUUCCCUCCUUUCUUCUAACCUAAAACUGUAGACUCACAUCUGAAAUGGAUGUUUGCCAUGUAAUUUAUUGUAUAUUAUUUGUGUGAAUAAAAUAACCCAACUUUACAACAAAUAUCUAAAAGUGUGUGU